Molecule: messenger RNA, 6548 nt
Organism: Girardinichthys multiradiatus
Lineage: Eukaryota; Metazoa; Chordata; Actinopteri; Cyprinodontiformes; Goodeidae
Product: complement C3-like
Exons: 44
Coding region: 775-6078 (1767 amino acids)
Cellular component (GO): extracellular region
Molecular function (GO): protein binding; endopeptidase inhibitor activity
Source: RefSeq, a predicted model, not a curated record
UGGAUGAGCUACAGAGGAAAUAUGAAAACAUCAACUCUUAAAAAGUAAUAAACAGUAUAGCAUGAUAAGUUGCCUGAUGAACAAAAGUAAAACCAAAAUCAUAAUAGUCGAGAUCAUGUUCAGAUGAUCUUUAUUUAAACUGUCAAAAUGAAAAAAGUAACAUGCAGAUUUUCUGUAGGUGUUCAGAAAAGAUUAUCAGAGCAAAAUUUGAUUAAAAACUAUAAAAUAUGUUCAGAAUUUGAAGUGGCUUUUAGCAUUUCUCAGUGCAAUAACAAUAAACGGUGCCCUUUUAAUAGAGAAAAUAAUUAUUUAACUACCAUCUUUAAAAAAAAAAAAACAUUUAGUGGUGGCAGGGUCAAAUACCUAAGUUUAAAAGUUCUAACUAAGUUCUUCUCUUUUUACAGUAACAACUUUCAUUUUCAGCCUCCCUUGGAAUAUGUAAAUUACCAGUAAGAGCAGCUGUGAUUAAACAGGAUUAGAACAUUUGUUAAUCAUUUGUGUUUUCCCUUUUUUAACCAAUGAUUGUUUUAAUGUUGAAGUGACGAAAAAGAGAAAUGUAUCCGUUAAACUAAUAAGAAGUUACUCUUUCCCACAAUGUACCUCUGACCCUUUGACCAAGCUCAGCGGCUGCUCCUGGUUUGUUUUUCUGUUUGUUCAUUAUUGAUUGACGCCUCGCCCCUUCCUGAUAACAGCUGUGUUUGAAGAAGGAAAUUUCUUUAGGAUUACAAAUUUGAUCAGCUCCGUUGUUGACCACAGUCCAAGGAAACCUCUGAGAUGACCAACAUGGUUCUGUGGAAGCUGCACAUUUUAUUUCUCCUUAUGUUCUGUCAUUCUGAAGGACAGCUGUUUAACAGUAAUAGAAGACGCCCCUGGCGUGACAGAUUUGUUCCGAUUGAAAAAUACUGGGACCUUCAUAACGGACAAAAUACAAAGGAAAUCAUCAGUUCUUCACAAAGGUUCACUCUGGUGGCUUCAGACAUCCUGAGGACCGACAUCCAGGAAAACAUUUACUUACAGGCAGAUGGAGCUGCCAGCCCUGUCACUGUCUCCAUCACCAUCCAGGACUUAUCCAAAACAAUUUUGCACCUCCAGGACUCCGCCACACUCAAUCAGGGAAAUGGCUACCGUGUUCUCAAGAGUAUACAGCUUUCGUCCGCUCUUUUGAAUCGUGAGGAGAAACAGAACAAGUUCGUUAAUCUGCAAGUGAGCUUUGGGGGUAUUUACACAGAGGAGCGAGUGCUGAUGGUGUCCUUUCAUUCUGGGUAUAUAUUUAUUCAAACAGACAAACCCAUCUACAACCCCGGAGACACCGUUCGUUUUCGAACCUUUGUGUCCUCUCCGUUCUUUAAGGCCUUAGACAGCUCCAUCACUAUAGACAUUCAGAAUCCAGAUGGUGUGGUGGUCAACCAGAUCUCCAGGACCAGAGCCAUACAUGGCGUUAUUGCAGAUACUUUUCCGCUGUCUGAAAUCUCCAAUGAAGGAACAUGGCUAGUGACGGCAAAGUUUGACCACUGGCAGCAGAACACAUUCACGUCCCGUUUUGAAGUGAAGAAAUAUGUUCUUCCUGCCUUCAACGUUACAUUGACCCCCAAAAAAUCCUUUCUUAGCUUGGAUGACAACGAACUGGUUGUAGAAAUCUCUGCAAGAUACUUGUACGGGGAGCCUGUUCAGGGGACGGCUUACGUUGUGUUUGGAGUGAAACUCAAUCAAGAGAUGAAAAGAUUACCUUCUGUGAAGCAGGUGUCAGAUCUGGAUGGAGGAACUGUCAGACUGAGUGUGGAGGAGCUCAGGAGAGCUUACCCCAACAUUAAAGCUUUAGUAGGAAACUCUGUUUAUGUGAAGGCGUCUGUGCUCACCAAGACAGGAAGUGAUCUGGUUGAGGCAGAAAAGACUGGGAUUAGAAUCGUGGAGUCUCCGUAUGUCAUAUCUUUCAAAGAUAUGCCAAAGUACUUCAAGCCAGGAAUGCCAUUAGACCUAACAAUUCAGGUGAGCCAACAUGACGGGUCCCCCGCCCGUAAUGUCUUAGUCAAGCUGACAUAUCUGGACUCACCACUGAUCGUCUCAUCCGGCACUACCAGAGCCACCAUCAACAUGCCCACUUUACAACACUCUCUAUCUCUCACUGCUGAGACAGCACAGGCUGACCUGAGACCAGAUCAGCAGGCCAAACAGCAGGUUACUGUUCAUCCAUACAUGACCUUUAAUCAGGGCCAGCAGAACUACCUCUACAUUUCCACAGGAACCAACACAGUGUCUGUAGGAGAGAGACUAACCCUGCAGUUCUCCGCCUCUGUAUCUGACCAGUCCCACAGAGAAUUCAUCAAACAGAUCACCUACCUGGUGGUGAAUAAGGGUCAAAUCAUAAGCGCUGAGCGUGAAGAUGUGGCGAGUCAGAUGGUGACCAGCGUUGGGUUGUUGGUAACAACAGAGAUGAUGCCAUCGUUUCGGGUCGUGGCGUUCUACAGUAUUCCCUGGAUAGGGCAGGAGGAGCUGGUUUCGGACUCAGUCUGGAUAGAUGUGGUGGACAACUGUGUUGGAGGGCUAAAAGUUAUACCAGACGCCGUACGUCAACAAUAUACACCUGGGAAAAACUUUCGCUUCCAGAUCCAAGGCGACCCAGGGGCCAGGGUCAGCCUGGUGGCUGUGGACAAUGCUGUGUACCUCCUCAACGGGGACCGACUGACACAGAGAAAGAUUUGGGACGUUGUGGAGCACGGAGACAUCGGCUGCACCAGAGGAGGAGGUCGAGAUGCAAAAGGAGUGUUUACUGAUGCCGGACUUCUUUAUUCCUCCAGCAGUGGAGUCAGAACCCUAACCCGACAGGCCCUACAGUGUCCAGGCAGUGCCAGAAGGAGGCGCUCUGCUGAACUCGUCCAACGAAAAGCACGGCUGGAGAGUCACUAUAAGGAGAAGCUGCAGCGCCGCUGCUGUAAAGACGGCCUCAAGGACAUUCCAAUGCCGUACUCCUGCACCCGGCGCUCCCUCUACAUCACUGAGGGGCCAGAAUGCAUCCUGGCUUUCCGCUACUGUUGCGCCACUUACAGGGACCAGGUCUUCAACACAGAGAUUCCCACCACACCCCCACCCAUGACCACCGCUCCUCCAACUACCACUCUUCCACCGAUGCCCAAUGUGAGACCGGGAUUAGCUUCAAGACCGACUACAGUUCUCAGAAAGAACAUGUUCGAAUGGAAUUCGCACCGGACGGUGUCCUUUGUACGAACUCCACAAGCUAGACCAGGUAUAGCCUAUUCAAAUGCAGACAUAGUGACACCAGUACAUGCUGAAGCACAUUUUUCGAGGAUGAUUCCAACUAUGGAGGAGGAUGAAGAAGAAGACUUGGAGUACAUGGAUGAGACUGAGGUCUAUCUUCGUUCCAAGUUCUACGAGUCCUGGUUGUGGAUGGAUGUGAGCUUGCCGAGCGAGACAGACAAAGACGGGUUGGCAUUGAAAAAUAUGGAAAAUCCUUUACCUGAUAGCAUCACAGAGUGGGGAGUUUUAGCCAUCAGUGCAUCACCUCAAACAGGUUUCUGUGUUGCGGAGCCAUACAAUUUCAAAACUUGGAAGCAUUUCUUUGUCGACCUAAAGCUCCCAUACUCUGUGGCGAGGAACGAACAGGUGGAGGUAAAAGCUGUUGUCCACAACUAUGGCUACGACGAGAUGCAUGUUAGGGUGGUGCUGAUGAAGACAGAAGGCAUGUGCAGCGUCGCUUUCAAGGAAAGACACACCCAAGAAGUGACACUGCCGGCGGGCUCUUCUGUGGCGGUGCCUUACACCAUUGUACCACUGGUGGUGGGCAAACUUCCAUUGGAAGUAAUGGUGGUUGGCAGAGACCUGACUGGGGGUGACCGCAUCCAGAAAUUUCUGCGAGUAGUGCUGGACGGAGUACAGAAGACUGAAGUUUGGAGUACAGUGUUGAAUCCGUCUACUCAAGGAGGAACUCAGACUAUUCGCAUUGGCAAGGUUGAACUGGAGUCAGUCGUGCCAAACUCUGUGCCAGAAACCUUCAUUAAUGUCAGAGGUAAUGUUUUAGCAGACAGCAUCGAUAACUCUAUCAGCGAAGACUCACUUGCGUCUCUGAUCCAAAUGCCUGGUGGUUGCGUGGAGCAGAACCUGGCCUCUAUCACUCUGCCGCUUAUUGCCACUCUCUAUCUGGACCGAACCAACAACUGGGAGAGUGUAGGGGUGGAUCGCAGGGCUGAGGCUCUCCGAUACAUCAGGAGAGGCUAUGAGAACCAGUUGGCAUACAGGAAGAGUGAUGGCUCAUACCCCCCCUACAGGAGUCAAGGAGCAAGUACAUGGAUCACAGCGUACGUCAUCAAAGUGUUCUCCAUGGCUCACUCGAUCAUUAGUAUCAACCAGCAACAACUGUGCGACCCUCUGCUCUAUCUGGUGAAAAACAAACUCAGACGUUUUAAAGGGGCGUACAAGGAGGACAACCCAGUUUAUUCCACAACAAUGACUGGCGGUCUGCGUGGUGAUGACCCAGAAAUAACUCUGACAGCCUUUGUCCACAUUGCAGUUGCUGAAGCUGGGAAAACAUGGAUCAACUGUGGUGGCUCUGAUAUAGAGCUGGCUAUCACCUGGACUACCCAGUUCCUGAGAAAUGCCCUGCAGACCCGUGGAAGGAGGCCGUACACGGUGGCCAUCACCUCCUAUGCUCUGGCUCUGCAGGGAACACAUAACGACCUUCAUCUGUCAUUACUUGAAGCAGCAUCUCAAGACAGGAGCCACUGGCCUGACAAGGAAAACCACUUGUUCACGCUGGAAGCAACCGGCUAUGCUUUGCUCGCUCUGAUAAAGUUGGGACGCAUGGAGGAUGCCGCAGCACCCUUCAAGUGGCUCAACAGUCAGAGAAGAAGAGGAGGAGGCUUCGGCUCAACUCAGUCCACUAUGGUUGUGCUCCAGGCUCUGUCAGAAUACAUGAUCAGCCAGCCUCCUCCUGCUGACCUCAGUCUGAAAGUGGACAUCAGGAUGACGGGACGCAAGGAGAUCCGUUACUACUUUAACCCUGACACAGCCUAUGUGGCUCGCUCCUCCAAGUUGCCUGCUGGUAUCGACAUGGAAGUGGUGGCUCAAGGGAAUGGGCAGGGCAUACUGGAGGUUGUGACUCAUUACAACCAGCUACACGAAGUUGAAGAGAAAACACCCUGCAAGCACUUUGAGCUCAGUGUUAAUGUUACAGAAUCCAGCGAAAAGCCUUCAGCUGAUGUAGAAAAAUCCUACCAGAUCACCAUCAAAGUGAGGGCUUUGGGACCCAUAGAUGUCAGAAUGGUGGUUCUUGACAUCAGUCUCCCCACUGGCUUCACCCCAGAAAACUCAGACCUGGAAAUGCUGUCCAACUCGGUGGAUCAUUACAUCAGUAACUUCCAGAUCGUAGAUAACCUGAGUGACAGAGGGUCCCUGAUUAUUCACCUGCUCAAGAUUUCUCACAAAGAGCCAGAAAUCCUUAUUUUUAGGCUUCAGCAGAGCUUUAAAGUUGGCCUCCUGCAGCCAUCUUCUGUCACUGUUUAUGAGUAUUACAACCCAGAUCACCGCUGCAGUCGUACUUACUCUCCCAAGGAGGACAGGGAGGAACUCUCCCAGAUCUGCAACAACAACGUCUGCCGCUGUACACAGGGCGACUGCUGUGUCUCAAAAUCUGAAGGUGAAAAUUUCCUCAACAAAGAACGAGAGACGUUUGCCUGUAAAAGCUUACACCAUGUUUGGCAGGUGAAGGUGCUCAGUAUGAUUCAGAGCUAUUAUGAUAAAUAUGAGAUGGAGAUUACACAGGUUAUUAAACUUGGUGUCGAGGCUGGAGUUGAAGUUGGUCAGAGGAGGUUCUUCAUGUCUCAUGGUGGCUGCAGAGAAGAACUCAACCUGAAACAGGGCUCCCAGUAUCUUAUCAUUAGUCCUAAAGAAGACCAGUGGAACACUGACCCUGACAACAACAGGUUUAUCUACAUGUUGGGGAAGGACACCUGGGUGGAGCGCUGGCCUUCAGAUGCAGAGUGUUCGAGCAAUCCCAGCAUGCAAGUUAAAUGCAAAACUCUCAGUGAUGCUGCAAGUGAUCUAUCUGUGAAUGGCUGCAGGCUGUAGUUUUAUCCAAACAGCUGCUACACACACUUUUGUUCCAAAUAUGGCAAAUAGGACUUCUUUCUUUUAAUUGUAUCUCUGUGUAUGCAUCUCUGUAAGGAGGAAAAAAGUAAAAUUGUGUCUACUUGUCUAACUGUUGGGCUUUCCCUGGGUACUUUAAACAUAAUUAGACUGGGGAACAACGAAAAACUGCAAUAAAAAGUCCCACAAAAAUGACUGUCUUUUUAAAGAUAAGUUAAUGAUCCAAAACGCAAAACGUUACUCUUCCAUUUUAAUAGAUACUGCACUGUAGCAUUUGAUGCUACUGUAUAUAUAUUAAUAAAAACUGUGAAUAUUAAGAUAAUAAAGCACAUUCAAAACACUUAAGAUAAAUUUAGAAUGAUGUGUGCUCAAAUAGAGAAGAGAUGUAUUAGUGCUGCAUGCUGAUAUGUAGUGCAAGUGUGGAAUAUUAAAAAUAAACUAUAUUACUCCCA